Molecule: messenger RNA, 1436 nt
Organism: Anoplophora glabripennis (Asian longhorned beetle)
Lineage: Eukaryota; Metazoa; Arthropoda; Insecta; Coleoptera; Cerambycidae
Product: RE1-silencing transcription factor-like
Exons: 3
Coding region: 54-1100 (348 amino acids)
Biological process (GO): regulation of transcription by RNA polymerase II
Cellular component (GO): nucleus
Molecular function (GO): DNA-binding transcription factor activity, RNA polymerase II-specific; RNA polymerase II transcription regulatory region sequence-specific DNA binding
Source: RefSeq, a predicted model, not a curated record
UUAGGUGCAUACGUGAGGAGGAACUCGAAGCUAUUCAGAAACUGACUCCUGAAAUGAAUAUAAAUAUCAUCAUAGAUCCCGUUGUAUGUAAGGAGUGUUUGGAAUCCCUGUGCGCCCACAACAGUUUCUGCAUAGAAUGUUUGGAAGUAGAGGAAAACUUUAUAGGUAGUUCUGAUUGUCAAGCCACAGAAAGUCAAGUUGGUACAUCACCAUCCAUUUUAUUCGUUAAGACUGAAAACUUGGACCGAGAAUUCGAUAUUAACGAGAUGGAAAUGUCGAUCAAAGCAGAAAUUGUGGACAUAAAAUCUGAAAACGAGGAAAGAAGCGACAAGCCACUGGAGAGCCCCGAUAAUAAACCGUUCGAGAAGAGUGACCGUAAGGUUGCAAAAGAUGAGAGAUGUAAACGCGAGAAUAGAUCAACGAACAAAUAUAAUAAGAAAAAAAAACAGGAGCGCAAUGAAUUGUACAGAUGUGAUAAAUGUAGUUACAAAACUGGAAGUAAGAUCCGUUUUGCAGCACACUGCGCUAGAUGUGGGAAAGAUUCGGAAGUGUACAAGUGCAAAACGUGCGUUUAUACAACUGAGCAUGAGAAAUUAUUUCAAAGGCACCAACUGAAGCAUAAAUGUCCUUCGCAGGUACAAAUGUACAGAUGUAACGACUGCGAUUAUGAAACUAAGAACAAGGGUAAUAUCAGGCGCCAUCAACUGACACAUAAAGAUCCUUCGCAGGUCCCGUCAUACAAGUGUAACGACUGCGAUUAUAAAACUAAAUACAGCAACUGUAUAAACCAACACCAACUGAUGCAUAAAGAUCCAUCACAGGUUCAAAUGUACAGGUGUGAUGAUUGCAAUUAUGAAACUAUAUACAAGUAUGCUCUCAAAAAGCACCAACUGAAGCAUAAAGAUCCAUCACAGGUUCAAAUGUACAGGUGUAACAACUGCGAUUUCGAAACUAAAUACAAGGAGAAUGUCAAAAAGCACCAACUGAAACAUAAAGAUUCUUCAGAGGUUCAAAUGUAUAGAUGUAACGACUGCGAUUAUAAAACUAAAUACAGGAGUGGUAUGACAUAUCACGUGUUGAAGCAUAGAGAGCCUUCUUAAAUACAAUCGAAUAGUGUUGGCAACUGAAAUCGGUUUUUUGGAUAGUCGAUUAACCGGUUCCAGACAAUUUGGAUUUUUACGAAACCCAAAAACCGGUUAUUCGAUUCUUCAAAUAACCGAUUAUUCAAAUAGUCAAUUAUUUGAUAAUCUAUUCAUUCAAACAUCCGGAUAAUCGGAUUCUUUCUUUAUUGACAUAUUGGCUACUUAGCACGUACAUAGUAGAUACAAAAUUAGGUGGAACUAUUAAGGGAAAUACAAUUUAUUUUUAUACUUUAUCCUGGACACAGACACAGAUUGAUUAAAAAAACAAUCACCCAAACACCAAACCUGUUCAUA